UGCAUUACCAUUGGUUGAGGGUGUAAACUCUAUGCUCUGGAGAAGUGCGCACUAUGUGCGUUUCAAGCGAGGUCACAGAUUAUGAAAUAGCGACUUCAAAUGUGCCUCCUAGGAGUAAACCAUCAGGGUAAUCAGUGAUAAACACGAUUGAUUUGAAAAUUCUCCUGCAACUCAGUAUUCACCAUGCCUUCAAAUGGCCCUGGAUAUGCUACUCCUCUCGAUGCCAUGAAAAACGGCCCUCGAGAAGAAUUACUCUAUGUUGUUUGUAUUCAACCCAAUCAAGCCGAAGGAAAAACCGACCUCUUAGCAACUGUGGACGUUAACCCAUCGUCACCUACUUAUUGCCAAGUUAUUCACAGAUUGAAGACCGGAAGACUUAACGAUGAGCUGCAUCACAGUGGAUGGAAUGUCUGUUCCAGUUGUCAUGACACGAAGGGGUGCUGUGAUGUUCCAAAACGGGAUAAACUAAUUUUGCCGGCUUUGAACUCCGACAGAAUUUAUGUCGUCGAUACGGGGAAAAAUCCAAGGGCUCCAACUAUGCACAAAGUGGUCGAAGCUGAAGAAAUGCACCGUUUCAACUGCUCCACCCCGCACACCGCYCAUUGCCUAGCAAGUGGCGAAGUUAUGAUUUCGACAAUGGGUGACAAUCAAGGCAACGGCAAAUGUGAGUUUAUUUUACUUGAUGGUAAAACUUUUGAAGUGAAAGGAACCUGGACUCAAUUUUAUCCUGAGACUAUAGAAAAAGGUGCGACUAUUGUUAAAAUCGAUAUCGAUACAGAGAAAGGUGGGAUGAAAUUGGAUGAGAACUUUUUGGUUGAUUUUGGAAUUGGGCCUGAYGGACCACUUUUGGCUCAUGAAAUGAGAUACCCCGGAGGUGAUUGCACAUCAGACAUUUGGCUUGCACAUGAUUGAAAAAGAUGAGAUAAGAAACUGCUUCAUAAUUGCUCAUUAAUAAAUAAAUAUUCUUGCAAU
Molecule: messenger RNA, 972 nt
Organism: Tribolium madens (black flour beetle)
Lineage: Eukaryota; Metazoa; Arthropoda; Insecta; Coleoptera; Tenebrionidae
Product: methanethiol oxidase-like
Exons: 6
Coding region: 184-912 (242 amino acids)
Molecular function (GO): selenium binding
Source: RefSeq, a predicted model, not a curated record